This is a messenger RNA of Stylophora pistillata, 3872 nucleotides long. RefSeq names its product fibroblast growth factor receptor 1-A. Gene Ontology annotation, biological process: protein phosphorylation; cell surface receptor protein tyrosine kinase signaling pathway; positive regulation of kinase activity. The record is from RefSeq and is a predicted model, not a curated record. Gene Ontology annotation, cellular component: signaling receptor complex; plasma membrane. Gene Ontology annotation, molecular function: transmembrane receptor protein tyrosine kinase activity; ATP binding. NCBI's taxonomy places the organism in Eukaryota, Metazoa, Cnidaria, Anthozoa, Scleractinia, Pocilloporidae.
AAGAUUAAGUUACAAAAAUCACCUUAUUUGAUUGUCUAAAUUUCUACAUAAUUCUGAGUUCAGAAUUAUGCUUGAUUGCAAGCAGGAUAUGUAAAUCUUGCCUAAUAUGCGGGGCAGGAGACAUGAAUCCUGCCAACAACCAAGAUCCCAAGUGAGAUGCAAAUCCUUGCUCAGAUCUCAGGUGGGAUGAAUGAGCACAUCCCAGGUGGGUUAAUAUUCAACAUAAGAUCCUGGGUGGGAUGUAAACAUCAUGCCAAGGAUUUCAGUUGGCCAUGAAAUUCCAAUCAAAAUCUGGGUUUGGAUGUGUAAAUCCUACCUGGGAUCCUGAGUGGGAUGGGCAUUAAUCCUGUCAAGAAUCUUGGGUAGUAUGUGUAAAUCCUGCAUUUAAGCCAGGAUCCUAGGUGGAUUAUCUUUUGAUUGCCAGGUGCAAAUGGUGGGAUCACAUCAAACCCGCGAGGGAUCCUUGGUGGGAUGCGAGAAUUCUGCUUUUUAGGCAAGAUCCCAGGGGUAUUAGCUUUGAUUCCCAUGUGGGAAAUGCAGUUGGCUGGUCCACACUGUGUGGAGGGAUCUCACCAAUCCCACCUGGAUCCUAGUUCAACUUUUUACCUAGGUGUCAGCUUUAAUUGAAAUUUGAGAUCAUUGCCAUCUCAGCCUAGGAUGAAAUAAACCCAGGUACAAUCAAAAUAAAAUUGAAUCAGGCCUGAUUGUUACAAACUUCCAACACAGCAACUAAAAGGUGAAUAUUCCUGUUUCUAGUUGCCAUAAUUGGGCUUGUUAAUUUCCUUAUUUGAAGGCCCAGGUUCUUGUACUUAAACAGUGUUAUUGCUUUAAUUUCACACUGUGCUUAUUUCACAUGAUCUUCAAUUAUUAGGUGUUGAGGCUAUUUGUGUUUGUUUGAUCACUGUUAGUGUCAGCAAAAAUCAUUGGAAUUAAAGGUGCACAGACUGUUCAUGAAGGCAGCAACUUGCAGUUAACUUGUGAAGCCUCGGGGAGACCAGAACCAAACAUCACCUGGGUGAAACAGAUGGCAGGGAACCAAGGAAAUACUGGUGUGCAGGCAGAAGGAAAGGUGCUGACUAUAACAAAAAUCAGCAGGACUGAUUCAGGAACAUACAACUGUACAGCAUACAAUGGUUUUGGUGAACCAGACAGCCAAGCAGUUUAUGUGAAUGUUACUUAUCCAGCCACAAUUAUUGCUAAUAAAUUUCAAACUGAGUAUCUUGUUGGUGUACAGCAAAGUGUAACUCUUACCUGUGAGGCAGAAGGAAACCCUAAACCUGUUCACUCUUGGAUUCCAUGUAAUACAGAACAAGUUUGUGACAAGAAUACUCUCGCUAUUUCACAAGUGCUUAACGAUGCCAGCUAUGCUUGCAGGGCAGUCAAUGUACAUGGACCUGAUAUGAAAACAGCCAUUGUUUAUAUUGCAGGAAAUGUGAUUAACAUAACCAUUGUCAUCACAAGUGAAAACUGCACGGAUGAAAAAUACAACACUGAAUCCUUGCUACUGAGGAAAUUGGAAGAAGAGCUCAAAAGGGCAUUUGCUGGUAAACUUGAUUAUGAAAGAGUGCAGUCAAUGAGUGUAAGGUGUGGAAGUAUAAUAGUUGACCUUGCUCUGAAAUUCAACUCCACCACAAAGGAACAAGAUGUUAUCAUAACACUUAAUGACGCGGUUAAAAAUGGCAAGUUGGGAGACUUCGGUGUUGGUGCUAUAAAAGGAAAGAGGCCUGAUGUGGAACCAUCCAGUGGAGGUGCCCCUGAUGUGGAACCAUCAGGUGGAGGUCGCACUGAUGUGAAAUCAUCAGGUGGAGGUGCCACAUCACCACCUGAGGGGUCCCCUGGUGGUUUCGUUUGCAUUAUUGUUGGUGCAGUGUUUGGAUCAGUUGUUGCACUGGCUGUUGCUGGAUUAUUAGUGUGGUGGGCGAGCAGGAAAAGGAGGCGCAACAGAAAAGGUAUUGAAGAGAUGGCAAUGAGCAGAAGAACAUUUGGAAAUUCAAGUAAUGAAAGGAGAGAAACCACAACAAGUGCCGUCGAAAUGCCAAAACCUUCUCAAAGCCUUUACAUGGCACUGGAUGACAGAACUCGUUUACAAUUGACGGCAGAUGCCAGCCCAAUCAGCAGUGAAGAAAUCAGCAAGUAUGCUUCUCCUAAUCUAUGCACACGCUCCUGGGAGAUUGCUAGAGAACAUGUGACCAUAAUGCAGAUCGUUGGAAAAGGUGCUUUUGGUCAGGUUGCCAAGGCAACAGCCGAUAACUUACAAGGAAGAGCCGAGAAGACACUCGUAGCUGUUAAACUGUUGAAAGAAAACGCCUCUGAAUCAGAGAGAAAAGAUUUGCUAUCUGAACUUGAAAUGAUGAAACAAAUUCAACCUCAUCCUUACGUCAUCAAACUUCUUGGAUGCGUUACCAAAUCUGAGCCACUGUUGGUGUUGAUCGAAUAUGUUCCUUUUGGGGAUCUGCUGGGUUACCUGAGAAGAAGCCGUGGAUUAAAUGAUACUUACUACAGAGACCCGGAUAUCAAACCACAAACGAAUCUGACGUCACAGCAGCUGAUGAAGUUUGCUUGGCAAAUCGCUGAUGGAAUGUCCUAUUUGUCAUCGAUACCAGUUAUUCAUCGAGACCUUGCAGCUCGUAAUGUGUUGGUGGGAGAACAGGAAACGUGCAAAGUGACAGACUUUGGAAUGGCCAGAGAUGUGCAAGAGGACAACAUCUACGAAAGGAAAACCAGGGGGCGUCUCCCUGUGAAAUGGACUGCAAUUGAGGCGUUGCUUUACGGAAAAUAUUCUACAAAGAGUGAUGUUUGGAGCUAUGGAGUUCUCCUCUAUGAGAUUUUCACGAUUGGUGGUUCACCGUAUCCACGAAUGGAUGGAAGAAAAAUUGCAAACUUACUUCAAGAGGGAUACAGAAUGCCUAAACCAAAACAUGUGGAUGAUAAAUUGUAUGGCAUAAUGACAAAUUGUUGGAAAGCCGACCCUAACCUCAGACCAUGUUUUGAAAAUUUGAGGAAAAAACUCAAAGAAAUGGAAAACCAGCACAAGGGUUUGAUAAACUUAAAAAGUUACGACGAUCGACUCUACGUUAAUGUUGACGAUCUAACCGAGUAAGCGAGUGUAAACAGGAAAGGAUUAAGUACUGAAUAUUGCAGCCCUAUGAGAUCUUAUAGAUUUCAAGUUAACCCAUAUUUUUUGGUGAUAAAGCAACUCUUCAAAACAAGCUGUUUAACAGCAAAGCGAGGCGAAGUGCAGCUUUUUGUAUAAUUAUUGAUAGAUAUUUUUAAGCUUUUAGUCUUGAAAGACGAACGAUUUUAUGCAAACGACUUUUAAAAGCUGCCAGCCAAAUUUUUCGCCACGUGUUAUAGCUUUUUAGUAUAAUUGCUGCUGGGAUUGUAGAGAUGCGCGCCCUCUCAUUGGUCAAGGAUUGCGUCAUAUUUCGCUAUAACCACCUCACGCGAGGCAAAUUUUAAAAUGGCUACCUCGCGUUUUGUCAAUGUUACGCAGGAAGGGAUGAACGCGAUAAAAGAAAAUACAACUCUGAAAAGCACAAAGUAUACUGAAAAGUUUGACGUGACGGUUUUCAAAAGAGUGCUAUGAAGUUUUUGUUGUGCUAAGAAUUUGUAAUUUUUUAUUUACAAAACGUAUUUACAACAGACUUCGAAAGCACCUAAGCAGCAAUUGUACGAAAACGGUUUUUCCCCUUGGGCUCAGUAAAGAGUGUUGAGUAAUCCCCUCGAUUUGGUCUCAGGGAUUAUUCAACAAUUCUCUCUUCACCUCCCGCAAAUAAUUGUUAAAUGAAGGGGCUUUUUUAGACAAAACAUGUAUUUUCAUUUAAACUGUGCUUUCAAAUCUGCGCAAUAAAUAUUCCAAUGCUUUCUCACAA